Bactrocera latifrons is the source of this 1479-nucleotide messenger RNA. RefSeq names its product pickpocket protein 28. Gene Ontology annotation, cellular component: membrane. NCBI's taxonomy places the organism in Eukaryota, Metazoa, Arthropoda, Insecta, Diptera, Tephritidae. Gene Ontology annotation, biological process: sodium ion transmembrane transport. The transcript has 7 exons. Gene Ontology annotation, molecular function: ligand-gated sodium channel activity. The record is from RefSeq and is a predicted model, not a curated record. The coding region runs from base 1 to 1479 and encodes 492 amino acids.
AUGCCAACAACUAAAAAUAGGACUUACUUUCUCAUCUGGUUUGUGACUGUUAUAACUGUGGCCAUAAACUUUGCGAGGAACGUGUACACGCGUUGGGAAACGACACCGGUUAUUAUUGGCUUGGAGGCGCAUACGACUCAGAUACGCACCAGCCCUUUUCCAGCAAUCACUAUCUGUAACAUGAACCAAGCGCUGCGCAGCCAAAUUGAAAACUUUUCGCACCAUUCAUUGGGCUAUGCCAUGACUCAGAAGAUAUGCUAUCAAGACGUCGACUAUAGUCAGUUCGAUGACUUAAAACCCGCCUCAAAGGACGACACGUUCACGAAUUUUAUCUGGCGCGUGAAUGGUCAAACGUGUGACAAUAUGAUUGUGUAUUGCCGCUUUGGCAACAAGGAGGACCGUUGUACAGAUUUCUACAGAGAGGUACUUAUGGAUGAAGGAAUUUGCUGCGCCUUCAACAUCUUACACCCAUCCUAUUUAUACAAGGGAAAAUAUAUAUUUGUGCGUGAUUUCACUUCUUCCAUUGGCACAAUACCUGUAGACUGGAAUUUGGAGACCGGUUACGCUGAUAAGCUGCCGCUUUACUAUUACCCUCGAACGGCUGUCGGCGCAGGUGUUACGUUGGGAUUUACUUUCGUACUCAAUGCUAACCUUAGCGAAUAUAUUUGCUCGUCAACGUUCAGUACCGGGUUGAAGGUGAUCACUCACAAUCCCAUCGACACACCGCACGUUAAAGAGACCGGGUUAUCCGUCCAACCAGGUUAUCAGCAUCGUUUUCGUUUGAACAUCGACAGUUCAAAGGCGCUGCCGUCGACACGUAGUAUAACGCCAAAACGUCGCCAAUGUCUCUUCAAUAACGAACUGGAAUUGUUAUAUUUCCGUUACUACACACGACGCAAUUGCGAAAUGGAAUGUGAUUCCAAAUAUUAUCUACGUCGCUGUCAGUGCAUUCCAUAUCACAUGCCACUCAUUUAUCCGAACGCCAGUGUCUGUCAUGUGAAAGAUUUUAACUGUGAAUCCAAAGCCGAGGCGGAGGUCAACGAUGAGCAACAUGUGGCUUGUAAGCGUGAGUGCCUACCGGGUUGUUUCAAUUUGGAAUACUUUCCAACCGUCUACCGGACACCACUGGCGAACACGUCUUUUGUUUUUAGAGAUGAGUUCUUUAGAAAUUUCACAAAGCAAGAAAUACAUGAAAACUUCGUUUUGGUGCAAGUCUACUUCGCCGAUGAUUUGUUUCGAUCCAAAGUUAGAUCACCGUACACCAGCUUUACGGAUUACCUCUCACAAACUGGUGGCAUUAUGAGUUUGAUGGUUGGUUUCGGCGUUAUAUCAGUACCUGAGUUCUUCUACUUCUUCUUUAUUCGACCAAUUUUUGAUUUGAUAUUGAGGCGACUCCCAUGUGUUGAGCGUCGAGUGACUGCAAGGAGACUUCGAAAAGGUGCAAAUGGAAAUGGACUUCUUUUGGGUAAUAAGGUAUGA